CAGCGGCUGUGUCGGGUCCAGCUUUACCGCUGUUUACUCACCUCCUGAGCGAGUGACAGGCGGACAGGAGGAGGGAGGAGAAGUUAUUCGUAGCUUCGCCUUCUCCUCUUCAUCAUGGAGGCUCAGGCGCAUUUCUCCCGUGAGGAAAUCAACAGCACGGUGUGGGAAGUUCCCGAGAAAUACACGCGGCUCAAACAAAUCGGGACCGGGGCGUACGGCUCGGUGUGCUCAACAACAAAUGAGAAGACUAAAGAGAAAGUGGCCAUUAAGAAGCUCCACAGGCCCUUCCAGUCAGAGAUCUUUGCUAAGAGGGCCUACCGAGAGCUGCGACUGCUCAAGCACAUGAAGCAUGAAAAUGUGAUAGGACUUCUUGAUGUGUUUACACCCGCCUCAAGCCUGGAUGACUUCCAGGACUUCUACCUGGUGAUGCCUUAUAUGUUCACGGACCUGUCGAAGGUGCGAGGUCAUCUCUCAGAAGACAAAGUCCAGUUUCUCGUCUACCAGAUGCUCUGCGGACUCAGGUAUAUUCACAAGGCUGGAAUCAUCCACAGGGAUCUGAAGCCUGGAAACUUGGCUGUUAAUCAGGACUGCGAACUAAAGAUCCUGGACUUCGGGCUGGCUCGCAGUACUGACGCUGAGAUGACCGGCUACGUGGUGACCCGUUGGUACCGGGCGCCUGAGGUCAUUCUGAACUGGAUGCACUACACCCAGACUGUGGACAUCUGGUCUGUGGGCUGCAUCAUGGCAGAAAUGAUCAAUGGAAAAACCCUGUUCAAAGGAAAAGACUACAUGGACCAGCUGACUCAGAUCAUGAAAGUGACUGGAGUUCCUGGACCAGAGUUCAUACAGAAGCUGGAUACUCCAGAGGCCAAAAGUUAUAUGAAAGCCCUCCCUCGUUAUCCCAGAAAAGACUUCUCAGCAUUGUUUCCAAGGGCCAGUGUACAGGGUAUUGAUCUGCUGGAGAAGAUGCUGGUACUGGAUGGAGACGAGAGGCCCACGGCUGAACUAGCCCUGGAACAUCCGUAUUUUGACAGCCUUCGAGACCCAGAUGACUUUCCCGAGCCGGCACCGUACGAUGACAGCCAUGACAACGACACAUUGUCCCUGGAUGAGUGGAAGCGGUUAUGUUUCAGAGAGGUGAAAAGCUUUGUGCCAUUCCCACGACGGGACUCCAAGAGGAAAAACACCCUGACUAUGUCUCCAUGAUGUGAUGAAUGUCAUGUAACUACUGAUGUCCCAACCAACCCACAUACAGCCAACGGUGCCCUUGUAUAUUCCAACCUGAGAUUCACUCUUUUUCUUUUACUCUGGAAAUGUUUGGAUUUUGAAGCAGUGUUCAGAAGAGUGAUUAUUUUAAAACUAUCCCUUCAUUUAUUUUUUUUUUUAGUAAUGUGAAAUUGUUUCCUAAAUGGAGAUUGCUCUUUGUGUUACACGUUCCCUAUCAGUGAAUUGUGUUGCAAAUGAAUUGUGACUAAAUGCUGCAGGGUUGCCUGUGAGAUUUACUGUAAUAUUGUUUUCCAAAUAAACAAUAAGACAAAAUGGAAAGGUUAUUCUUUGCAACAGAUAGGAGAUUCUGCUACAGCAGACAGAUUAAUGGAAAAGAUUCCUGUGUAAUUACCAUAACCAAUCAAUGACAUUAGUUCAGUCUUGAGGUGAUAAUAGCAUAUUGAUACAGUAAACAACAAAAACGAGUAACCUUCUGUGUAAUGUCACGUGAAUGUCAGAUUAUUUAAAACUGUACCACAUCACAGUAAUUGCAUUUAUUCCAAAUAUGUAUUUUCUCUUAUUGAAAUUGAAAAAAAAAAAGUUUAGAUGUACCACAUUAUAAACAAGGACCCCACAGUAGGAACUUAGUGCAACAAUAGUCAAUAUAGCUUUCAUUACUAACAUUUAAUCUUAUAUUUUUUUAUGUUUCUUUAUUAUUGAUGACAGAAGCAAUCCUCAGCAUGAUAAGUACCAAAUUUCUGGAGAGACAAUGUUUUUAAACUGCUCUUUGGCACCUCAAAGGGCUUCGAUCGGAUUUGGGUUGGGCAACAUCCUUCUUUUUUCGUCAUAAAAACCCUACUGUGAUUUUGUCAGUGUGCUUUGGAUCGUUCUCAUGCUGGAACAUUUCUCUUUUGCAAAGCUUCUGCAGACUCUCAGUCAUCUUGUCAGUCAGUAUUUUGAAACAUCCACAUACAUUUAAGGUGCCAUCUACAAGUAUCAUCUCUCCAACAUCUUUUGCGCCAAUGCAGCCCCAUAUCAUCACACUGCCACCUCCUUACUUCAAUAUCAUUUGACCUGACUGAGUGCAGAAUUCAUCAGGCUUCCUUUGAUGCCACUUUGCAAACUUUUAUCUUGCAGAGUUGCACUUCACAGCAAACAUGGGUGCUUUUCUUUGGCAUCCUGUACUACCAGUCAAAAGUUGGACACACCUUCUCAUUCACUGCUUUUUAAUUAUUCACAUUAUUUUCUACAUUGUAGAUUAAUACUGAAGAUUAACACUUUUUUUGUUUACAUCAUAACCCCGUAUGUAUUCUUUUAUAGUGUUGAUAAAAACCAUUGCAUGACAAGGUGUGUCCAAACUUUUGACUGGUAGUGUACAUAGAGGUUAACAUUUUGUCCUGUCCUCUACACUGUGAUUUAUGUGCUUCUAUACCAACUGAUAACUGCUGCAAAUCUGUUUUCCCUGGUUUUUAAUUGGUCUGCAAUCAUCCUGUAUGUUUGUUUUUUUGUGUGUGUGAAUUCUCACUAUCAGAUUUUUCAGUUCCUCUGACAAUUCCUUUCUGUGUGGAGCAAAAAAUGCAGACAUGCAGACAGGUACAGCCCAUAGGUCCAAAACUGAAGAAGCUCUGGUUCAUGCAGUUGAUCUAAUUGGACAUCACAGAUAUGCUGAAUUUAGCUGCAAUAAUCACAGGUUUUCUCAUUUGUAUGUCAGUGAUCACAGCCAUAUUCACUUUUUUGCAAUGAGUCUUUACUUUUGGAGCUUGUAUUUACAGUGUAAGUACUUCACUAUUAUGUUUUUUGAGAUGCAGUUUUAUUUUUUUCAACUGAGAAAUUAUGCAGAUCUGGAAAGGUGAUACAGUUUUGACUCAUUCGACAUUUAGGUGAUAUUGCACAGGUCUGUUUAACUUCUCUUGUAUACUGUAUUUUGUAAGCAUGUACAGAUUAAGAUAAAGUUCAGGUUUUGCCAAUGAAUGAACCAAAAGACAGUCAGCUCCUGUGUGAAAGUGCAAUAUGUCACCAGUGCCUGCUGGAAUAUCUGUGCAUGAUAGUGUGCAUGAACUAAUCCAUUUAUUCAGCCUCUCCUUGUGGAUUCGUAUCGCUUGACGCUUGACUGUAUUGUCUGCCAGGCUGUAUAAAUCAUGUACACUUGCACUAAAUUCUCUAUCAAACCCAUCUUUCUGGUGUGUGGCAUUGCUUGAAUAUGUAUUUGAGAGGUUUAGGGUAUUUAGAAACUGCUAUAUUAUGGAUAAUGUUACAUUAUGGAACUUAAUUGGAAUUAUACUAUAAUUCAUCUGUUCAUCUGUAAUCCUGUGCCAGACAUCUUUGCUUCUCAUGAGACAUGUUUCAGCCAUAAAGUUGUCAUAAUAAUCUGUUACUUUUUUUCUCAGCAGCUGAAUUGUGUUUACACAUAUUGUAGAAUAAACAAUUUCAUUCAUGA
Acanthochromis polyacanthus (spiny chromis) is the source of this 3643-nucleotide messenger RNA. RefSeq names its product mitogen-activated protein kinase 13 (gene mapk13). Gene Ontology annotation, cellular component: cytoplasm; nucleus. The transcript is spliced from 12 exons. Gene Ontology annotation, biological process: intracellular signal transduction; protein phosphorylation. The coding region runs from base 115 to 1206 and encodes 363 amino acids. NCBI's taxonomy places the organism in Eukaryota, Metazoa, Chordata, Actinopteri, Pomacentridae. The record is from RefSeq and is a predicted model, not a curated record. Gene Ontology annotation, molecular function: ATP binding; MAP kinase activity.